CGUCGCGAAGUUUCCAGUCUUGCGAGCGCCACGGGGGCCAGCCGAUCGUCCGCGGACCCAGCCAUGAGGCCCCUGCUGCUCCUGGCCCCGCUGGGCUGGCUGCUCCUGGCCCAGGCGAAGGACGACGCCAAGCCGGAGGACAACCUUUUGGUCCUCACCGUAGCCACGCGAGAGACAGAGGGCUUCCGCCGUUUCAAGCGCUCAGCCCAGCUCUUCAACUACAAGAUCCAGGUGCUGGGCCUAGGGGAGGACUGGAGUGUGGACCAGGGGACAUCAGUAGGAGGGGGACAGAAGGUUCGGCUACUGAAGAAGGCCCUGGAAAAGCAUGCAGACAAGGAGGACCUGGUCAUUCUCUUCAUUGAUAGCUAUGACGUGGUGUUUGCGUCGGGGCCGAAGGAACUCCUGAAGAAGUUCCAACAGGCCAAGAGCCAGGUGGUCUUCUCCGCUGAGGAGCUCAUCUACCCAGACCGUAGAUUGGAGGCCAAGUAUCCGACAGUCUCUGAUGGCAAGAGGUUCCUGGGCUCUGGAGGCUUCAUUGGUUACGCCCCCAACCUCAGCAAACUGGUGGCUGAGUGGGAUGGUCAGGACAGUGACAGCGACCAGCUCUUUUACACCAAGAUCUUUUUGGAUCCAGAGAAGAGGGAGCAGAUCAACAUCACCCUGGACCACCGCUGCCGCAUCUUCCAGAACCUGGAUGGAGCUCUGGAUGAGGUCGUGCUCAAGUUUGAAGUGGGCCACGUGAGAGCGCGGAACCUGGCCUAUGACACCCUCCCUGUCGUCAUUCACGGCAACGGGCCCACCAAGCUGCAGCUGAACUACCUGGGCAACUACAUCCCACGCUUCUGGACCUUUGAGACGGGCUGUACUGUGUGUGAUGAGGGUCUGCGCAGCCUCAAGGGCAUUGAGGAUGAAGCUCUGCCCACAGUCCUGAUUGGCGUAUUCAUUGAGCAGCCCACGCCCUUCCUGUCCCUCUUCUUCCAGCGCCUGCUGCGCCUGCAUUACCCUCGCAAGCAGACUCGUCUGUUCAUUCACAACCACGAGCAGCAUCACAAGCCUCAGGUGGAGAAGUUCCUGGCAGAGCACGGUGGCGAGUACCAGUCUGUGAAACUGGUGGGGCCUGAGGUGCGCAUGGCCAAUGCUGAUGCCAGGAACAUGGGCGCAGACCUGUGCCGUCAGGAUCGUGGGUGCACCUACUACUUCAGCGUGGACGCUGACGUGGCCCUGACCGAACCCGACAGUCUGCGGAUGCUGAUUGAACAGAACAAGAAUGUCAUCGCCCCACUCAUGACCCGCCAUGGGAGGCUCUGGUCCAACUUCUGGGGGGCACUGAGUGCAGAUGGCUACUAUGCCCGCUCCGAGGACUACGUGGACAUCGUGCAGGGCCGGCGUGUGGGCGUCUGGAAUGUGCCUUACAUCUCAAACAUCUACCUGAUCAAGGGCAGUGCCCUGCGGGCCGAGCUUCAGCACCCAGACCUGUUCCAUCACAGCAAACUGGACGCCGACAUGGCCUUCUGCGCCAACGUGCGGCAGCAGGAGGUGUUCAUGUUCCUGACCAAUCGGCACACAUUUGGCCACCUGCUCUCCCUGGACAACUACAAGACCACCCACCUCCACGGUGAUCUCUGGGAGGUGUUCAGCAACCCCGAGGACUGGAAAGAGAAGUACAUCCAUGAGAAUUACACCAAGGCCCUGGAGGGGAAGCUGGUGGAGACGCCUUGCCCGGAUGUCUACUGGUUCCCCAUCUUCACGGAGGCAGCCUGUGACGAAUUGGUGGAAGAGAUGGAGCACUACGGCCAGUGGUCUCGAGGCGAUAACAAGGACACCCGCAUUCAAGGAGGCUAUGAAAAUGUCCCCACCAUCGACAUCCACAUGAACCAGAUUAGCUUCGAGCGGGAGUGGCACAAGUUCCUGGUGGAGUACAUCGCCCCCAUGACGGAAAAGCUCUACCCCGGCUACUAUACCAAGGCCCAGUUUGACCUGGCCUUCGUUGUCCGCUACAAGCCUGAUGAGCAGCCGUCACUGAUGCCGCAUCAUGACGCCUCCACCUUCACCGUCAACAUCGCCCUGAACCGGGUUGGAGAGGAUUAUGAGGGCGGCGGCUGCCGGUUCCUGCGCUACAACUGCUCCAUUAGAGCCCCAAGGAAGGGUUGGGCCCUCAUGCACCCUGGACGGCUCACACACUACCACGAGGGACUCCCCACCACCAGAGGCACCCGUUACAUUGCCGUGUCCUUCGUCGACCCCUAGCUGGCCAAACCUGACUCCCUUAGGCCUGAUCUCUUUGCUGAAAACCACUUCCCAGCAACCCCUGGGGCCUCUGGGUCCCAAGGAAUCCGGUCUAACUUCCAGGCUUCUGCCUUCCAUUGCUCUUGAAGCUACCAGUCAGAGGGAUGGGGCACAACCAGAGAUGGGAUUGCCCUCCAAGGCUGGGGCUCUCCGUGGUGCUCUCUUCAGUCUGAGAAAACACUGAUCACAUCCAGUGUCCUGGAAACCCCAGCCCGCUUCCUCUGAUUCCCCCAUGAGGUCAGACUUGGGCAGAGUGGCCUAUCUGAGCCGCCCCCAGAGACUUCAGGGCAGAAGCUCUGACCCAGAGCCCUUCCAACAGAACUGUCUCCUUCAAGCCUUUGGGGGUGAUUGAGAUGUGGAUCAAACUCAAGCCACUCCCCUUCCAGCCUGGGACUGCCAAAGCACCUUCUUCCCAGCCUCCAACACCAGAGCAAACAGCUGUCCCCUGAAGACUCAGAAAUCCCUCCCAGGGGAUGGAAAAGACAUCUGAGCUGAAGCUUGAUCCUCUACAUAUCCUGGGGGGAGGGGAGUGAUAUGUCCACACUGCACUGGGUUACUCUGUACUCAUGCCUCUGGACAGAGCGUCAGAGGCCACAGAGUUCUAUUAAAGGUUGUUCAAACCA
Molecule: messenger RNA, 2909 nt
Organism: Jaculus jaculus (lesser Egyptian jerboa)
Lineage: Eukaryota; Metazoa; Chordata; Mammalia; Rodentia; Dipodidae
Gene: Plod1
Product: procollagen-lysine,2-oxoglutarate 5-dioxygenase 1
Exons: 19
Coding region: 64-2247 (727 amino acids)
Biological process (GO): peptidyl-lysine hydroxylation
Cellular component (GO): endoplasmic reticulum
Molecular function (GO): iron ion binding; L-ascorbic acid binding; procollagen-lysine 5-dioxygenase activity
Source: RefSeq, a predicted model, not a curated record